AUGCCAGAAAUCAAUUUAACUUCUUUGAUACAUCUUCCUCAGCUUCAGUCAUUCAAAACAACCCUUCUUCCUUCAUUUCUUUUGACACACAUCAUAGCUCUUCUCUGCUACCUCUCUGUUGCCAACCACGGCUUCAUCCUCCUCCGUCCUCUAUCUCCGGCGACAUUCGAUGUCACGAACCAUUUUGUCUGGGGCCUCGGCGUACCGGAGGAUGAGGUGGAGUUCAAUGAUGUCUAUAGCCUGAAUGAUGAGCUUCUAGAUAUGGUUCCCAAGCCUGUGCUAGCUGUGCUCUUUCUUUUUCCUUACAAUGAUAAGAUGAUUUGGAAAACAUAAUGGAUGAGAACAUGGUGCUUUCCUUUAAUGCUGAAAUCGAGGAUGGCAGCAUAGAAGAGGUUCACUCCAAUUUCAUCUCCCACUUAUUUUUAUUGGUUGAUGCAAUUAUAAACUCCUGCCAAGGUUUUCCAAUGUUGGACAAAAACAGUUACUUUUUUUAUAUUCUAAUUUUGGAUCUUAUGUUUGUUAAAAUUUGCUAAAUAGAUUGCUGAGCAAUUGAUGAUUAUGCAUGAAGACUGUCUA
Messenger RNA from Dioscorea cayenensis subsp. rotundata (Guinea yam), 576 nucleotides. RefSeq lists its product as uncharacterized. The record is from RefSeq and is a predicted model, not a curated record. Gene Ontology annotation, molecular function: cysteine-type deubiquitinase activity. Lineage: Eukaryota; Viridiplantae; Streptophyta; Magnoliopsida; Dioscoreales; Dioscoreaceae. The transcript is spliced from 4 exons. Gene Ontology annotation, biological process: ubiquitin-dependent protein catabolic process. Bases 1 to 333 code for a protein of 110 amino acids.